Molecule: messenger RNA, 985 nt
Organism: Triticum dicoccoides
Lineage: Eukaryota; Viridiplantae; Streptophyta; Magnoliopsida; Poales; Poaceae
Product: thylakoid lumenal 15 kDa protein 1, chloroplastic-like
Exons: 7
Coding region: 78-677 (199 amino acids)
Cellular component (GO): chloroplast thylakoid
Source: RefSeq, a predicted model, not a curated record
GAUAAGACGGAUAAACUCGUCGGCGCAGCCCAAAAAAGAGAGACCGCGACAACAGCCAGCCAGGAAGCUAGCUCGCCAUGGCCAUGUCCAUCCUCGGCGCUCUGAAGCUCGCCCCUUCCCAGCCGGCGACGACGGCGCAGCCGACACCGGGGCGCGCCCCCUCCUCGCUGCACUUCCACCUCGCCAACGCCGGCGCCGCCGCGCUGGUCGCCGCCUCGCUGCUCCUCGCCGACCCGGCCCUCGCUUUCAGGGGAGGCGGGCCAUACGGGCAGCAGGUGACGCGGGGGCAGGACCUCACCGGCAAGGACUUCAGCGGCCAGACGCUCAUCAAGCAGGACUUCAAGACCUCCAUUCUGCGGCAGACCAACUUCAAAGGCGCAAACCUGCUCGGCGCCAGCUUCUUCGAUGCAGACCUCACAGGUGCUGAUCUCUCUGACGCCGAUCUUAGAAACGCCGACUUCUCGCUCGCAAAUGUUACAAAGGUAAAUUUGACAAAUGCCAACUUGGAAGGGGCACUUGUGACAGGGAACACCUCUUUCAAAGGUUCCAACAUAUACGGAGCAGAUUUUACGGAUGUUCCACUACGAGACGAUCAAAGGGACUACCUUUGCAAAAUUGCUGACGGGGUAAACACGACUACCGGAAAUGCCACAAAGGAGACUCUUUUCUGCAAAUAAUGUACAAGGGUGAAGAAGAAUGAAGAGAUUAAAGAGUUCGGAGGCUGAUUUAGUUCUUGAAUAGUACGCCAAUUUUUUUUCUUUAACUUCCUUAUCCCCAGGGGUGCAGAGAGUUCUUCAAUACAAGAGUGUGAAAUGGUUGCUAGGAAAUCAAUGGGUGGUGUCAGCAUGCCAGGUGUGUUUGGGAAGGGCAAAAAUUAUUAGUAGUAAAUAAAAAAUAUGUUUUUUUAAAGGAGGAUAUACCCCCGGCCUCUGCAUCUGGACGAUGCAUGCAACCAUAUUAUUAAUUAUUCAUAAGGACCUUACAA